Messenger RNA from Phycomyces blakesleeanus NRRL 1555(-), 623 nucleotides. RefSeq lists its product as hypothetical. Lineage: Eukaryota; Fungi; Mucoromycota; Mucoromycetes; Mucorales; Phycomycetaceae. The record is from RefSeq and is a predicted model, not a curated record. The transcript is spliced from 3 exons. The coding region runs from base 27 to 551 and encodes 174 amino acids.
AAGAUUUUGCUCAGCAAAAAAGAAAAAUGGAACUCGCUCAAAAGAAUGCUUUUAAAGCACAGCAAAAAUUGGAAGAGUUGGAAGAGGUAGUUGAGCACACCGAGUAUCAGAUUAAGAGCUUAAAGCGUCAAAAAUCACUCGCUGUCGAAAGUGGCCAGUUUCAAAAUGCUGCAAUCGCGGCAGAGCGUAUUAAAUCUUCUCAAAACUUGCUGGAGAGUGUCUCAAAGAAGCGCGACACCCAACAUGAAGAGUCUAAACAUUGUCAGUCAAUUUUAUGCGAAUAUAAAGAUGAGAUGUCUAAACUAGAAAAAGAGUAUAAAGAGUUAAUCAAACUUGCAGGAACAAGUAUCAUUGAGAUAUUGGAAAACGCAAAGUCAAGUCUACAGAAAGCCAACUCUUUGCUUCUCCACUCAAAUUACCCUGGGCUGCAUGUGGUCAUAAACCAUGAAAUUGAAAAAAUCGCGAAACACAUACAAUCAGCCUAUGUUUAUUUGCAAAACUCAUCAGAUAGUUCCGAAACCCCAUUAAGCCCAUCAUUGAUAUCUUAUUAGAAACAAUGUAUAAGAAUAAGAUAAGACUUGAUACCGAAAUAAAUCAUCUACUGUAUUGGCUUACUGUAUUUU